AUGGCAGGGAUAUUCAAGGACCAAGACAGUUCUACCAAGACGGGGAGUCAGUACAUCGUUCAAGAUGUUCACGAUGUAGAAGAUCAACACUUCACCCCACAGUCCGGUCCAUCGAGCGCUGCCGUCGUCGACGAUGGGCAGAUCGUUACCCAGUAUGAACGCCAAAGUUUGAUCCGUGGUCUGGGGCAGCGCCAUAUUCAGAUGAUUGCUAUUGCGGGCGCAAUUGUGUGGUACGGGUCUCUUUCUCGGUCUGGGGGCUCGAUCGCCACCGGUGGUCCUCUGGGUGCCCUGCUAGGCUACCUGUUUGUUGGCCUGGUAGUCUGCUGCAUUCAAUUUGCAUUGGGAGAAGUCUCAGCGCUACUGCCGGUCACUGGUUCUUUUGUCCGACAUGCAGAGAUCUUGGUUGAUCCCGCGCUGGCAUUUGCCGUCGGCUGGAAUGUUGUUUAUGGAUGCUUUAUCAGCGUGCCGAGUGAGAUCUCCGCCAGUGUGGUCCUUAUCCAGUACUGGACGGAUAUCAACGCUGCCGUCUGGGUCACUAUCCUUAUAGUGGUGUCUGUGGCUGUCGCCGUCUCGUUGAUCAGCGUCUAUGGCGAGAUCGAAUUCAUCUUCGCCAUUCUUAAGAUCCUGCUGGUAAUUUUUGUGGUCAUUCUCGGCCUUGUCAUUGAUCUUGGCGGUGUGCCGGGUGUGCCCCGACGAGGCUUCCAUUACUGGAAAGACCCUGGCCCAUUCGUUGAGUAUAUUGCUACUGGGUCUUUGGGGCGAUUCCUCGGAUUCUGGGCUGUUAUGACCAAUGCAGUCUACUCGUUCGCAGGUGUAGAGUCUUUGGCCACGACUGCUGGUGAAACAAAAAACCCACGACAGAAUAUCCCAAAGGCCUGUAAAAGGGUAUUUGCGCGAGUGUCUAUCUUUUACGUUGCCACUGUGAUCGUCGUGGGCAUGCUGGUCUCUAGCGCCGAUGAACGUCUUGGCACAGACUCUGGUACUGCGGCUACAAGUCCGUUUGUCAUUGCCGCCGGUGAUGCAGGCAUCAAGGCUAUUCCUUCUGUCGUGAACGCCGUAUGCUUGACCUCUGCGUGGUCUGCAUCGAACCAGAGUAUUCUCACAGGAACAAGAACGUUAUAUGGUCUUGCGGUCAAGGGGCAUGCUCCAAAGAUAUUCCUGCGUACCACCAAGUGGGGAGUACCAUACAUGUGUGUGUUGCUUCAGGUUGCCUUCUCAUUCCUGGCCUACAUGUGUGUAUCCAACAAUGCCAUGAAUGUCUUCUGGUGGUUCGUUGAUUUGACUGCCGCUGGCACCUUGGUCUCGUGGAUCACCAUCGCUUUCAAUCAUAUUCGGUUGUUGCAAGCGCUGGAUAAACAGGGCAUAUCACCAACAGAGUUGCCAUGGCAUAAUCGCAUCACCAGAUACACAAGCUGGUUCGCGUUGGUCUCUUGUGUCGUGAUUCUCCUUACUGGUGGAUUCGUUGUUUUCACCACAGGAAAUUGGGACCCUGCCUCAUUCGUCUCAUCGUAUCUGGAUAUUCCACUCGUUCUUUUCGCGUACGGGGGCUAUAAGCUGAUCCGCCGGACAGAGAUAAUUCCUCUGAAUCUGGUGCCGGUUCAACAAGCGAUAGAAGAAGCCAACAAUGACCCGGAGAAUGUGCCGAUCAAGAAAGACAGUAUAUGGACAAGGAUGAAUAUUCUUUGGGGCUGA
Molecule: messenger RNA, 1692 nt
Organism: Penicillium crustosum
Lineage: Eukaryota; Fungi; Ascomycota; Eurotiomycetes; Eurotiales; Aspergillaceae
Product: Amino acid/polyamine transporter I
Exons: 4
Coding region: 1-1692 (563 amino acids)
Biological process (GO): amino acid transmembrane transport
Cellular component (GO): membrane
Molecular function (GO): amino acid transmembrane transporter activity
Source: RefSeq, a predicted model, not a curated record